Platichthys flesus (European flounder) is the source of this 3745-nucleotide messenger RNA. It is a transcript of the gene swt1, whose product is annotated as SWT1 RNA endoribonuclease homolog. Bases 161 to 3298 code for a protein of 1045 amino acids. The transcript has 17 exons. Lineage: Eukaryota; Metazoa; Chordata; Actinopteri; Pleuronectiformes; Pleuronectidae. Gene Ontology annotation, cellular component: nucleus. The record is from RefSeq and is a predicted model, not a curated record.
GAUGUUUUCAAAUGAAGUAAGAACGAAACCGGUGAUCUCAUUCUACUCGUUGUAUUUCAGAGAUAAUGUUCGCGAACAGACUUUAAUAAAGAUAGUGAGCUCGUACCGACGCGGAUCUUCUGUCGCUGUCCAUCAGCUAGCUUAAAUGAGCUAACGGAAAAUGUCUAAAAAGUCCAAAAAGAGGAAGCACUGGAAGUCAUCUUCAUCCUCCAGUGAGGAAGAGGAGAAGGCAUCCAAAAAACAUGGUGUCCCCGACAGUUCCAGAUGUGUUAAGAAGAGGCAGGAGAGCCGUGCAGCAACACAGGAAAAGUCUGUUUCUUCUUCAACAAAAGAUGAUUCCCGAAGCGCCCGCCGGAUCAAAACACCCGUCUACAGACAUGCAAAAACAGAGACAACAGACCAGAAACCUGUAAAUAAGGGGGAAGAAUGCACAAAAACAUUCCACGGGAUAAAUUGCUCUGAUAAAACAAAGGAUUAUGUUUCAGGGAAACAUAAAACGGUUAGUGGGAGUAAGACUGCGGAGAGAGGUUCCUCAAAGCCCUGGAGUUCUGACACUUCAGGUCGAGUUUCUCAGAAAACAGAGCGGAUCUCUAAAGGCAGCUUAUCUGCAACGUCUUCCCGGAGGAGCUCAUCCACUUUACAGAGUCGAACAUGUCCGAGUUUGGUUUCUGCUGAAGAGAAGGAUCAGAGUCAAAAAUUACAGAAGAAGAAAUGCAGAACUGAGGAGCCACCAAGGACUAGAAGGGAGAGCCACACUAUGAAGACCAAGGAACCAAGCAAGACCUCCUCUGUCCUCAUAGAUUCUCUACUGCAGAAGAGAGAAGAGCUGGUGAAAAAGAUGUGCCAACGGAAUCAAGAAAAUGAUUCCAAGGCCGAAAGGAGCCAGUGGACAGAAGCUAAACCUCCAUCUGCCUCCACCACAAAUCAGUCCUCCACCACAAAUCAAUCCUCCACCAAAAAUCAGUCCUCUACCACAAAUCAGUCCUCCACCAAAAAUCAGUCCUCCACCACAAAUCAGUCCUCCACCACAAAUCAGUCGUCCACCAAAAAUCAGUCCUCUACCACAAAUCAGUCCUCCACCACAAAUCAAUCCUCCACCAAAAAUCAGUCCUCUACCACAAAUCAGUCCUCCAUCACAAAUCAGUCCUCCGCCUCAGCCAAGCACUCUACCUCAGAGAGAAGCUCAAAACUGGUGAAGAGUUUCACUUUAAUUCCGAGGAGUGUCACAUCAUCGGCACAUAAGACAGCAUCAUCUGCUCAGCAUCAAAAAGAUUCUCUCAAACCUACUCUGCCUGUCAGUUUUAAGAUACCAAAGAAGGUUCAACCAAAACCAGUAGAUUAUACAAGUUACUACAAUGCUGCCAUUUCUGCUAAGAGAAAUCUCAAACGUGGGACCGAGCUUCCAGACUCUCAGGCCAAAGUAACAAACUCCAAGGAGAAAACAGUCCAAAAACCUCAGAGCUUUGUCAAUGUAACUCAGAUUCCUUCAACUGAAGGACAAGAUAAGACGUCCUCCUUGUCUGACUCAAUCCAAACUGUAUGUGAUGCCACCCAAGAGCCGUGGUAUGAUGAGAUGCAGGUGGCUGAUGAGCUUCAUCUUGCCCGUAAUGAGAAGAAAUUGGAGGUGAAUGUAAUGCAGAGCUAUGGAGAACUGACCUCUAUGGAAAUAGAUCCUCAGGAAGAGCCAGCUACAGAUCAGUACUGUAAACAGUCCCCUCCACAAGACCUCAUCCUGGUUCUGGACACCAACAUUCUCCUCAGUCACCUGGAUUAUGUGAGAAAGAUCCAGUCUCUGGGCCUUGGAGCCCUGGGCCUCCCUGUGGUCCUGAUCCCCUGGGUGGUGCUUCAGGAGCUGGAUUCCCUAAAAAGAGGGAGAGGCCUGUCAGGUUCUGUGGCACACCUGGCUACUCCCGCCAUCUCGUACAUUUACAACACUCUGAAGGGCCGGGAAUCAAACCUCUGGGGCCAGUCCAUGCAGCAGGCCGCAGAGAGCAGCAAUGGCCCGAUCGCUGAGAAUAACGACGACAGAGUUCUGCAGUGCUGCCUGCAAUACCAGAGUCUGUACCCAGGGCGUGCUCUCAUCCUAUGCACUAAUGAUAAGAACCUGUGCAGUAAAUCCAUCCUGAGUGGGGUGGAGGCCCUCAGCAAGAAUGAUUUGGAAGCAGAGGUUGGGAAAUCCAGACGCAGCCUUCGCCCUCUCCUCAACACCGGCACUCCCAUGGUGCCUCACACAAGCCCUCAGAUCUCCUCACCAGCGCUGAGCAGGAGUCAUACGCCUGCCCGGCCUCAUAUUCAAGAGAGAACAGGCCUCUCUGUGGCACCCAUAGUGAAAUAUAACCAGCAGCUCAGUGGAGGAGGAGAAGCGAAGGCAAACAGGGACCUCAGCAGAUGUGUUUCUGAGCUGGAAGACAGCCUGCGGGAGGUGCUGUCUGAUGUGUUGGAGGUGGAGAUGAAGGCGGCUUUUGAAGAACUCUGGCUAGAGAUCGUUUAUCUCAAACCACCGUGGACUCUUCGAGAUGUCCUGCAGUGCCUGAAAAAACACUGGAUUGCCGUAUUUGGACUCAUUGUCCCGCGGCGGAAAGAGCAGACUGUUUUAAAUCUCAUCGAAUUCUUCAACUCAGGUAAAACCUUGGACUUUGAUGCCACUUUACAAGCACUUCAAGAAGCCAAGGAGCUUGUGAAAGCAUUUGGGAAAAGUUCAAGCCUUGUACCCGGCGCCAUUUCCAUAAUGGACAACAUUUUCAAUAAGCUACAACCUCAGGCUCAUGCGUGUGUGUCGGAGGAACCUCCUGCCUGCGAUGUUGUCAUGAAUGACGAGGACGAAGACAGACAAGUCAUGUCUGCUCGGGUCACCCAUCAGGAAGUGUGGGCCCUGUUUGAGAACAUCUGGGGUAACGUGUAUCAGGAGAGCUUGGAAGUGUUCAAAGCGCUGGGCUUUGACCCUCACACCAUGCAGAGUGUCCGGCCAGCGGGGGGGCCUCCGCCACCGCAGGAUGCCGUGGCCUGUUUGCACAAACUGUCCAACAUGGUGUCACAGCUGCUUCAAGCCUUCAGCAGUUUGUUUUCCUCGGCCCCGAGUUUGGAGAAAGUCCAGACACUGCUCAGCAUCAUCCACUUCCACAAGGUCGUUAAUGUGGACUCCAGAUUGACGCCUGCAGACCUACUUGAUUGUUUCUCACAACAGGAGUACAGGGAGAAGCUGAGGGUCGGAGGGACGCAGCUGCAGGGCCUCCACGAGGCCCUCGAGCGUUGUGCAGGGGCCACAGGUCACGACCUCUCCUUCACCACGUCGCCCUGAACAGACUCAAGUCAGGACGUCGGCCUUGAGUAACAGACAGAGGGACAAACUGUGUGUGUUAAAGGGACGUCUGCUUUUAUGGUGCCUACUGGUGUUUUCUUUUAAUAAUUUAUAAACAUGUGUUAUUACAGAGACCACACUGUUCUCCUCCCCUGAUUGAAUGGAUGACUGUGGAUGUUCUGAAUGGAUGUGAAGGGUAAAUCAUGCUCAGUGGGUCUGGUUGGUUUUGUGUCCGGCUGUUUUCAAAGUCUUCUCAGGUUCAUUUAGCGGUUUCACAAACGUACUAAAUGAAGCAACGUUCUACAGUCACAUCCUCGCUAUGAAUUCUUAUUCAGCUUUCGGUUUCUGAACAUGUUUCAUGAAGAAGUGUAAAUUAUCUGAGAACAAAAUAUAUUUUAAGGAAGAGUUUUAUGUUUACAAGAAAAUAAAAAAAGCUUUGAAGCACUG